This is a messenger RNA of Corvus hawaiiensis (hawaiian crow), 7036 nucleotides long. It is a transcript of the gene GALNT9, whose product is annotated as polypeptide N-acetylgalactosaminyltransferase 9. Lineage: Eukaryota; Metazoa; Chordata; Aves; Passeriformes; Corvidae. Gene Ontology annotation, cellular component: Golgi apparatus. The transcript is spliced from 11 exons. The record is from RefSeq and is a predicted model, not a curated record. Bases 398 to 2212 code for a protein of 604 amino acids.
GCCGGAGGAGCAGGAGGAGGAGGAGGAGGAGGAGGAGGCUCGGCGGAGGCUCGGCGGAGCAGCAGCGCUCGGCCCCGCUCCAUGCCGCCCUGCCCGCCACGGCGCGGGCCCCGCGGGGCGACGGCGGGCGCGGGGCGGGGAGCGGCGCGGCGGUGCUGAAGGACAGCUCCGCUCCCCUGGGCUCCGCUCCCCUGGGCUCCGCUCCCCUGGGCUCCGCUCCCCUGGGCUCCUCUCCCGUCAGCUCUGCUCCCCCUGGCUCCGCUGCCUUUGGCUCCGCUGCCCCGGCUCCGCUGCCCCGGCCCCGCUCCGCGCUCCGGGCGCGCCCCUCGCCGGGUGGCCGCGGGGCCGCCGCUCGCCGCGCCUGGAUGCGCCCCCCGCCACCGCGCCCGCGGCUCCCAUGGCGGUGGCACGGAAAAUCAAAACUUUGUUGACGGUGAACAUCUUGGUCUUCGUGGGCAUCAUCCUCUUCUCCGUCUACUGCAGGAUCCAGGACCGCUCCCAGGAGCUGGUGCAGAUCGUCCGGAGCGCGGACCGCCGGGCCAGGAGCCGCGGCGCCAAGGUGGGCAGCCUGGCCGACAGGGAGUCCAUCCUGCAGCGCCUGGACCACCUGGAGGAAGUGGUCUACAACCAGCUCAAUGGUCUGGCAAAGCCCAUGGGAUUAGUUGAAGGUCCAGGAGGCUUGGGCCAGGGGGGAAUGGCUGCUACCCUGAGAGAUGAUAGCCACGAAUCAGAGACUAAGUAUGAAGAAUAUGGUUACAAUGCCCAGCUCAGUGACAGGAUAUCACUGGACAGGUCCAUCCCUGACUACAGACCAAAAAAGUGCAAGCAGAUGACCUACCCUGAUGACCUGCCCCAGAUCUCUGUGGUGUUCAUAUUUGUGAACGAGGCUCUCUCUGUCAUCCUGCGCUCCGUGCACAGCGUGGUGAACCACACCCCAUCCCACCUGCUCAAGGAAAUCAUCCUGGUGGAUGACAACAGUGACAAUGUUGAGCUAAAAUUUAAUCUGGACCAGUACGUCCAUAAGAGAUACCCGGGCCUGGUGAAAAUAGUGCGCAACAACAAACGGGAGGGGCUGAUCCGAGCCAGGAUCCAGGGCUGGAAAGCAGCAACCUCUCCUGUGGUCGGGUUCUUCGAUGCCCACGUGGAGUUCAACAUUGGCUGGGCGGAACCUGCGCUUACCCGGAUCAAGGAGGAUCGCAAGCGGAUCAUCCUGCCCGCCAUUGACAAUAUCAAGUACAACACUUUUGAAGUGCAGCAAUACGCCAACGCAGCCCACGGCUACAACUGGGGGCUCUGGUGCAUGUACAUAAUCCCACCACAGGACUGGCUUGAUAAAGGGGAUGAGUCAGCUCCCAUCAGGACACCAGCCAUGAUUGGAUGCUCUUUUGUGGUCGACCGAGAGUAUUUUGGUGAGAUUGGCUUGCUCGACCCUGGAAUGGAGGUCUAUGGAGGAGAAAACAUCGAAUUAGGCAUGAGAGUGUGGCAGUGCGGGGGGAGCAUGGAGGUGCUGCCCUGCUCCCGUGUGGCGCACAUCGAGCGCACCAAGAAGCCCUACAACAACGACAUCGACUACUAUGCAAAGCGCAACGCCCUGCGCGCCGCCGAGGUCUGGAUGGAUGACUUCAAGUCACACGUUUACAUGGCCUGGAACAUCCCCAUGGCAAACCCCGGAGUUGACUUUGGAGACGUUUCUGAAAGAAUUGCUCUGCGACAGCGACUGCAGUGCCGGAGCUUUAAGUGGUACUUGGAGAACGUGUACCCUGAGAUGAGGGUUUAUAACAACACAGUCACUUACGGAGAGGUGCGUAACAGCAAAGCCAGUGGCUACUGCUUGGACCAGGGGGCUGAAGAGGAUGACAAAGCCAUCCUUUAUCCAUGCCAUGGAAUGUCCUCCCAGCUUGUCCGCUACAGCUCAGAAGGUGUCCUGCAGCUGGGGCCACUGGGCUCCACCGCAUUUCUGCCCGACUCCAAAUGCCUGGUGGAUGACGGGAAAGGCAGGACACCCACCCUCAAGAAGUGUGAAGAUGUCCUGAGGCCAGCACAAAGGUUCUGGGAUUUCACACAGAAUGGUCCAAUCAUCAGCAGAGACACUGGCCGUUGUCUAGAAGUGGAAAUGUCAAAGGAUGCAAAUUUUGGGCUCAGAUUAGUUGUACAAAGGUGCUCGGGGCAGAAAUGGAUGAUUAGAAACUGGAUCAAACAUGGUCGACACUGACUGUGAGGCUGAGCUGCCUCUCCUGCUGUUGUCCAUUGCUCAGUGUGCCAUAUCUUGUGAGGCAUUUGUCUUAAAGCAAAUUAGUUUGAACAGGUCUUAGCUCUCAAGAGUCCUCUGUAGUUGGGCAUUCCAAGGAAAGAAAGAAGAAAAAGAAAAGCAGACACACACAUGCCCUGUUUGACUCUUCCUUGCUCCAGCAGAUGAUGUGGGAAGCUUAAUGAGAGUUUUCUGUUGAUUUGGAAAUCUUGUGAAGAUCAGAACUCAACAGGAAAGUGGAUUCCUUAAGCUCUCCUAGGGGAAUGGAUGGACAGAUCUUUCUAUGCUGAGUUCAAAGGAGACAUCUCAAUACUGCCUCAUAAAGAGAGUUCUCUGAUGGGUAGCUUUUUAGCUUUAAGUUUUGGACUGGUGCACAACUCCUAUGGUGAAUAAUUAUGUGCCUUUUUUAUUGUACUUCGUAUAAAAGAGGACUGGAAAAAUCCUACCUUUUCAGCAUGUCUGGUUCAUUGUACUAAACAAGAAGAUCUGUAAAUAACACUGGAAAUAUAUUAUAAUAUAUGAUACAUUUCAAGGUUGAUUGUUUAGGAGUCUCUAUUUCUAGAAAGAGACUGUUCUGCAAAUGUUUACAGGUGGUUCUCAACCUUUGAGCUGCUGGAAAGCAGCAUUUUAGAGACCUCUUCUAGUUAGACACAGGUAAAUGUUGAAUAGGUAAAAUAGCCACACGCUCCGUUAUAUUGCCACGUUUUACAUUUGUUGGCUGUAGAGGCAUCACAAUUUAGCACUUGGAUAUUUGGCUCUCCCGAGGCAGUAAAUGUACUGGCAGAUGGAUGGAUUUCAGGAGGCCUCAGCUGGCCCCAAAGCCCUGAGUGUGUGUGGGUCUCUGUCCUGCAGGUCACUGUCGUCUUGUUCCAGAGACUGCCUGGAACAAGGAUACUCCUAAUUCUGGAGAUAAGAUGACUGGCUUAGGUGCCAUCUGUGGAGCUUAAUAACUCAGAUCUUCCAUUUGGUUUCCCACCCUGUGAAAAUGUCAAAUGUGAGCAAAUACACUUUGUGAGCCCUGUCUAGACAAAUUUCCUGAACAAACCAACAAAGUCUUUUCAGCAUUUGAAAAACAAACACAAGCCUAGUGAUAAGAAGGCAAAUUAGAGCAAGAGGUAGGGAGCAUAUAUAAAUACUGUUAUUCUGAAAUAUAAAUAUUUUACUGUAGCUGACCCACUGGCAGCAUCUUUGUGAACCUGAAUUUAAAAAGGUAUCCAGUUGCUCAUGCAGGAUCUGUGCAUAUGGACAGAGCAGUGACAAGGUCUUAUCCAAAAGGCUGUCAGAAUUGAUGACCACUGUCAUCAGCAGGUUUUGGAUGGGGCUCUGUGGCACACAGCUUUUCAGUACAGAUUAUUUCAGUCAUACUGAAGGAGAGACACAGAUGGUAUCUGUUAAUUUCACUGUUUAAUAUUUUAUAGUUAUUUUUUAAAAAAAAUGUUUUGUUUUACUGAGCCAGGAAAAUAGGUAAUUGCAGUCACUGUGGUACUGUGAAUCUUGGUGAUCUGUUCCUUGAAUAGUUUUUGCCAUUCCUGUUUCAAGGCAUGCUGAACAAAACUGAAUGGAAACAGUUAAUUUUUCAAGGGCAUGAUAUGUAAUAAAAUAUUUACUUUUAACAUGCAAAAUCCAUCAAUUCUUGUCAACUCUUGGUUAGUAUCUAGAAAGCGUAUCACUAUAUUUUGCCCCAGUUUUAUUCUUGAAAUAGACUGUGCAAGAUGCAAUACAAAGCCUUUUCUCCUGGAGUUUACUUGUGGCUAAUUGCUGAUCUUUAUUCAUGUCACAUGGACCAGGUUACACAUGAAUAUACACAAAAGAAUAAUUCUGGGUGAGAUUCUAGAUACAGAAAUGCUUAAAAUUCCAUGUUUUUGGUAAGUUGAACAAAACCUUUUGAACAGUGUAAUAAGACCUGCAGGGAGAAUAGCAUCUUUAAUAAAUCGAGCAAUACUGGAUAAAAUCACGGACAAUCUCAGUUUUCAAGCCUUCCUGCAGGUCCAAAACAUGUAGGAAGCUUCAGGCUAAAUAUAGAUUGGGAACAGCUGCCCUGCAUUUAACCUCCUUGUGUUAACCUAUCAGACAAUUUAAAAUUAUAUUUGCCAUCUAUGGAGCAGGUGUUGAAAGCUUUGUACAGGGUGAAUUUGUGAGUGAGUUUUCAUCUUCUCUCCAAAUACAAGUUCCACCUUUUAAAUUGUAUGAAAGCUGUAUUCUCCUUUUGUUUGCUCUGAUGGAGUUUUACUCGAGGGAGGUGAGAAAGCAAAGGAAGGAAAAGAUGGUUUUACCAGGUGAGAUUUAGAGGAAUACCAGGUUUUAAAUCUUCUCUCCUAAAAGGGGUCUUGCACGUGCAGUUUAGGAGCUUUGAAGCUGAGAUGACCAGAUAGAUCUGUGUUUACUGGCAAAGAUUUCAAGGGAGAUUUCAAACCUUCACUCUGACACAACUCUGAUGACAUAAAAUUGGUUGUCUUGGAAUUUUGCCACUGAGUGCUCAAUGCAGAGCAUUUGACCAUGGCCACGCUGUCUGAGAGUGGUCAGUCCUGGCAGGUUUGAGUGCCAAGGCCACCAGCUGCAGGAGGCUUGCAAGAACCAGACUUAGGGUAUAAGAAGGAAAACAGGUUUUUGUGGUAGAUAAAUGGCUUUGAGAUUUACAUAAUAAUAGAAAUCAAAUAACUCUUAAAAGGUGGAGUUGGUAUUUUAUGUGGUUGUCGUUUUUUUUAAGAUUUGUUGGAACAAUUUCUUAUAUUUGCAAAACACAUCUGUUGGAUUAAUUUUACUUUAGUCUUCAUCUGUAUGAACCACUGCUUUGGCUGUGGUACUAACAUGGUGACUCUGCAUGUGAGAGAGUCUUAAAUAUUCUCUCAUCAAAGGAAUAAUAAUAAAAAAAGCCUUGAAUAUUAUCUCUUUUAACCAAAGUCUAUGGUUCUUUUGUCAGUGAUUCACCCCUUAGUAUAAUCUGAAAUCCUGCUUAAUGGUGUUCACAUUUUCAGUCUUGUUUCCUACAGUGCAGCAUUCUAGAUCUCAUGAAAAGUAUUCAGUGUAGUGUAAUAUGCCUUGUAGAGAAAAUUCAGUUCAAAGGCUUCAGAUGCUAGUUUGUUUGAUUCAGGAGAUUAUGGAGCUAAAUACUAGGUCAUAGGACAAAAGAACAGAAGGUAAGAAAGACUAUCAAGUCUAGCAUACUGUUGUCAAAGGCAAGGCAGGAAAAACGUACUUUUUAAAGCGUGUCAGGGUCCCUAAAAAUUAGCUUGAGUCCCGUGGUAAUAAAAAGCCCUUUCUCCUUUGAGAGCUACAGUGUGUUUUCCAAGCUGAAUUUAAUUUUGCUUUGGUUGAAUCUGUUUGUUCCUUAGCCAGAACAGUCCUCUAUCCUUACUGGCUUGCUGAUUCCUGAGGCAUGCUAAGCUCCAGUGGGAGGGAACCAAGAGAAAAAGUUGGUGUUUUGGAAGGACCCACUGGAUUCCCCUGCAAUCAUAUAAGAUCUCUGUUGUGUUCACCCACCAGAACUCUUCAGGGCUGUUCUACAUCAAAAAAGCCAAACUCAGGUUCCAUAGAAGUGAUCUAAGACCAAAAUAUGGAAACAACAGGUCUUCAUACAUGUUUUGAAAGUGUUGAAGUAUUUCCCUCAGUUGAAUGAAUAAUUGGGGGCUCAAUGUGUCUGAAGAUGAAGCCUUCACAGUCCUUCAUUUAUAUUCCUUUACAUCAGCCUAUUCCUUUUUAAAAACUGUGAUCUAGUAGAUGAAAACCUCACUUGCCAUGUGACAAGGGGUGUAAUCUAUGUGACACAGGACAGCUGCAAUUUUAAGUACUUAAGCCAGAGCUAAUAAGAUUUAAUGAAAUAGCACCAGUCCUAAUCUGUUCUUUAGAUCAAUUACACAGCAUGUAAUUCCUUCAGUAUCCAGUAUUCAUUUGAAAUGGUUCAUUAACAGCCAUACAAAAGUGCAUUAUGGUCUGUUUUGAGAUCCAGGGAGCUGGGCUAUAAGAAGAACUGCAAUAGAAGUUGUAGUUCAGAGGGAAUUUGGCAUAUUAUUAUUCAGUUAGGACACAAAUACCUUUGGUUUUUCAUGAGAGGCUUUGAGAGGAAAAACAACUACCAGAAUUCACUUGAUUGAAGGUGUUUCUAACAAUGAUGUUCUAUUUUUGCCAGCUGCUAUUUUGACUACCUGCUUCUUAGUGCUGAUCCAAGUCAAUGGUAGAGGUCAUACCACAGAUAAAAGAUGGUAUUGCAAAUUAGAAGAUCUAGCUAAGAGGCUGGACAGAAACCAAGGAAUGAUCAGGUCUUCACAUGUCUCUGGAUCUGGAUGCCACCACAGUAAACUUAAUACUCAAAAAUUCUCUUUGGAAAGAAUUCCAAACUACAGUGACCUCUUUAGUACAUUAUCAUGGAUUUCAGAAUGGCUUCACAAAAUACAGUGACUUAUAUUACAAAAGCAUUAAUGACAUGUAACUAAAAGUUAUUGAGUUCAGGGGUUGUCCUAAAUGAAAACAAUGGGUUUUGGCCAAGAAUGCUUACAAAUACCCAGUGAACAAUAUAUGGCAACCUGCUUUUGAAAAACAUAAUUUCUGAAUCAAAAGUUUCUUCAGACAUGUAGAAGCAUGGAUUACUUUUCAUAGUAUUAGAGUUUCCUAUUGGCCAUCAACAAGUGUUGUGCAGUUUCCAAACUCUUUGUAAUGUUUAAUUAAAAAAGAAUUGCAGCAACUAGAAUACAAGUUGUGACUGCAAAUAAUUUUUCAUUAUGUGGCACUUUAUCAAAUCAAUUUGUAUUCACACUGGAAAAGUUAAUAAAUUACUAUGCAUUUUACUGCUGA